Messenger RNA from Penaeus chinensis, 474 nucleotides. Its product is annotated as NADH-cytochrome b5 reductase 1-like. Gene Ontology annotation, molecular function: oxidoreductase activity. The coding region runs from base 1 to 474 and encodes 157 amino acids. NCBI's taxonomy places the organism in Eukaryota, Metazoa, Arthropoda, Malacostraca, Decapoda, Penaeidae. The record is from RefSeq and is a predicted model, not a curated record. The transcript is spliced from 3 exons.
AUGGUUAAUUUCCAGACCAAGUGGAGUUCCAGCAUCGAGUACGAGGCGAAUCAGCUGGACGAGGUGACGCUCCUGGCCUCGGGCGGAGGCAUCACCCCCGGCAUGCAGCUCAUCCGCGCCGUCAUGCACAACCCCGACGACAGGACCAAGAUCAAGCUCCUCUACUUCUCCGAGAAUUACGACGAGAUCCUGUACCGCGAUGAGCUUGAUCGAUAUGCAGCCAAGGACUCUCGACUCCAUAUAGUGCACACGCUGGGAGAGUCGCCCGAGGACUGGGAGGGCGAGGAAGGCUUCAUUGACACACAGAUGAUCAACAAGCACGUGACUAAACCCAAUGACCUGAGACAGAAGAUCAUAAUGUGUGGAGGCCCCACCAUGGUUCUGCCAUGCCUGUACUCGUCCCUCGGCUCCAUCUUCAUUUACGGGCAGUUCGGCUCCGAGCACGUGAGGAAGGUCUACGGCAGGAACGUCUAG